AUGAUCUUGCAGGCUGUUCUUUCUGUUAGCAUCAAAGACAAGGACAAGGUGGACUCUGGUGUUCCUCUGGUGAUGCAGUUAAAACCUCUAUUGUCAUAUUAUGGCCUAACACACAUUGGUUUAGUCAACGGAAACGACGUUGAAAGAUUAAUAAGCACAGUUUCGAAAGAUGAUGAUUACUUCCUCAAUUCAAUCCGUGACGCGAGAAUCUCACCGGAGGUUGCAGAUGUUGCUAAUGAUGCUGUUAUAGUAGUGAUCAUGUAUGCUCCAGACGCGGAUCUGAGGAAGAAUACAUUUGAGGCACUAAAGAGGAGAGGGAUCCUUCUGGAUCAAGUAAGAAACCACAUGAGCACAAGCAGCUUGCAAGCUACGGAAUGUGAGACUCAUGUUACUGAGAUAGUGGAGCUGGUCUUAAAGCCUCGCCUCCACGUGGUGGUCCUCCACUCUUUCCGGACCAGAGUGAUGAGCUUUGAAAGUGGAGAUGAAGCAGCAGAACAACUGAAACCAUUAGAAGUGGAAAUCUCUCAUCUGAGGUCUUGCGACAGAGAAUACAAAACUUUACUCCCGGAACCAUCAAGGAAAAAGUUUAUAGGGCAUGAGCAAGGUAAAAAGAGGCAACAGUCAGUUACAAGAGGUGACAUGGGAUUUCCAUUACGUCUGACUUCACAUAGGGAACAGAAUGUUCCUAUGAGAACAUGGUGUAAUUUGAUUCCACCUGUUGACCUCACCAUCCCGUUCGUCCUGGUGCACAAGCUUCAUCGCAGCAUAGCAGACGCUAUCAACUGGGCACAUCACAACACAGCCAUUUUGCGCAAUGUGGGUUUAAUGGAGCUACUAGCAUUGAGUAUUAGACUACUGCUAGCAUUGCGUUCUAGACUUGAAAUUUAA
Eruca vesicaria subsp. sativa (arugula) is the source of this 888-nucleotide messenger RNA. Lineage: Eukaryota; Viridiplantae; Streptophyta; Magnoliopsida; Brassicales; Brassicaceae. The record is from the annotation of a GenBank genome assembly.